AUGGAUAACCCACAUGAGGAACGACAGGCCGUGUUACUAGAACGGAUCAUUAAGAACGUAGAAAAGUGCAAUGAAGCUAUCCUUGAGAUGAACCACUGUGCAAACGAAAUCGCUGUUGGACAUAUGGACACGGCCAUUGCUGCGAAUUUAUUCACAAACUACAGCAAGAACGUACGGUACAACCUAGAAGCC
Messenger RNA from Dacryopinax primogenitus, 192 nucleotides. RefSeq lists its product as uncharacterized. Lineage: Eukaryota; Fungi; Basidiomycota; Dacrymycetes; Dacrymycetales; Dacrymycetaceae. The transcript is spliced from 3 exons. The record is from RefSeq and is a predicted model, not a curated record. Gene Ontology annotation, biological process: attachment of spindle microtubules to kinetochore. The annotation marks the transcript as partial. Gene Ontology annotation, cellular component: mitotic spindle; DASH complex.